AUAAAAAGUUGAGUCGUGGUAUAUCCAAGGCAACAGACAAUGUCAACAUUGUAUCAAAGGCUCGAUCUGAAUUUGCUCAGGAGAUCUGGGAGGCCAUCGACUCAAGCCGAACUCCAUUCUUUAUUGAAACUCCAAUCUUUACUUUCACAUUACCUGAUCUUAGUAUAUAUUCAGAUGAAUUUCGAAUGUUUCUGGAACGUGAUUUGAUAGAGACCUCAACACUAGUGUCAUUAGAAGGUGCUGGACGUCUUAACUGGUGGGCAAUGGUGGGAGCAGCACAAAGACUCUGGCCUUUGGCAACCACAGGAGAUGGUAACUGUUUGCUGCAUGCAGCUUCACUAGGAAUGUGGGGUUUUCAUGACCGCUUGCUGACACUACGCAAGGCUUUGCAUGAAUUUUUGACUCGCAGUCAUUUUUGCCGUCCAUUGUGGAGACGCUGGAGGUGGCAAGUCACACAGCAGAAUAGAGAAACUGGUCUUGUGUAUAGCAAAGAGGAAUGGGAAACAGAGUGGGCCAAUGUGCUGCGCCUGGCCUCCAGUGCACCUCGAGGAGGACAGGAAUCAGGACAAGAGGAAGGAAAUGAGGGUGGCCAGCGUAAAGAGAAAAUCCAGACCAAAAGCGACACUAAUUCAGAUAUCUCGGCUGCUAGCAAGAGACUUAGCAAUGGGUUUCUUACUAGUCAGGAUGAUGACUGCACUGGGAGAGUCUAUGAGAGCUUAGAAGAGAUUCAUGUUUUGGCUUUGGCUCAUGUAUUACGCCGUCCCAUUAUUGUUGUGGCUGACUUAACUCUCAAGGAUGUGAGCGGAGAACCGCUGGCUCCCAUUCCCUUUGGAGGUGUGUACCUGCCACUUGAGUGUCCACCCAGUGAAUGUCAGCGGUCCCCCUUACUCCUCACAUAUGAUGCUGGCCACUUCUCGGCUCUUGUUGUCAUGGAAACUCAACAGGAUUCAAGUGCUGCUCAGCUACCUGCUGUGAUUCCAGUGACAGACUGUUGUCAUGAUCUGCUUCCCAUCCAAUUUGUUAUUGACCCUGGAGAUGAUUUCCUUUGGGGAGAAGAUGAUCUGAAUCCUACAAUCAUUCAGAAACUGACCAUCACUAAUCAUGACAAAAUUGGGCUUCUUAAUGAGUACUUGGAUAUUGCACAGGUGCCAAUUCCACCUGACUACCUCGAGGCUUGCCAAGUGGUUGAUGAUGCAGAUUCACCAGAAAAUUACCAUCCAGAAAUAGAGAAGAAGUCAUCUGAAUCAAGUUUUGAUUCAGAUGAAGGUCCACCUUACUCUGAUGGGAUGGGUGGGAUUUUUGCAAGUAAGAGCAAGGCUUCAAAGCAACUGCAAACAGUUGCUAAGCAGUUUGGCAGCAUAGGUAAGUCAAUGUCCAAGAAAAUCAAGAAAAACUUUGGAACCCUAUCUAAGCUGGGUAGGGCAGGCUCUUUCAAGAAAAAGGAAGAGUAUGUGAAAACUUGCAGUCUUGCAAAAAACAAUCGCAUGUUGAAAAUAUCUACACAUCAGAAUUUUAUACUAGCAGCAAUGAUCCACACUGAAAAACGACAUGCUUAUCAGGAGGAGAUGGUCCGAAACUAUUUAAACACAGCACGGCGACGAUAUGAGAAAGAUACAGAGCUUCGUAAGCGUCAGGAAGAAGAACUCAAACAGUUGGAAUUGGAGCUAGAGCAUCAGGCUGUAAUGGAAGGCCCAGUUCAGUGUAUUAACCCAGGUUGUAAUAUGUAUGGCACUGCAGUGACAUCUUAUAUGUGUUCCUCAUGUUUCUCCAAGCAACGUGAGCAGGAACAGGAGUAUAAGCGACAGACAUCCUGUAAUCUCAAUUCCCCAAAGGCUCAGCAUUACAAGGUUGAUGGACCACAGUAUGGUGCUGGCAAGUCCAAGUUUUAUGCUGAGCUUGAUGCAGCAUCUGUCCUAAAUGCAACCAAAAUCCCAGUUGUACAAGCUCUUUCUACCAAGAAGGAUGGCACACUUUUCCUUUCUAAUUCAACUUUCUAUAGCGACACCUCUGUUAUUCCAAGCUGUAAUGUAACAAAGUCGCAAGCAAGUUCUGCCACCAAAUGUCAGCCCAUUAGCACAGAGUCUGAGGUGCAAAAUUCACAAAGCACUGACUCUACCCAAGGUCAUCCUUCUCCAUCAGUGCUGUCAACAACAAUGAUGAAUCAAGUUUCAGAUAAUUUCACACCAGUUGCUGUUGAUGAUGUUGCAGUUUGUAUAAGGGCAGAAAGUAGAGGGGAUAAUUCAUGCCAGCCAUGUUUGAUGCGUGAUUGCAAAUUUUAUGGUAGUUCAUCAACUGGAGGUUACUGUUCCAGGUGUUAUCAGGAACAUCACACAAUGGGAAUAGGUCCCAAAAGUGUUAUAGUCCAGCAGAUAAAGUCAGUUGAACUAUAGUUUAUAGAUAUUGUGAUGUUGAUUGAUAGGAAAUAAAAUGCCUGUAAUAUUUUAUUGAGUUCAAGUUUUUGGUGUUUUGACCCUCAUUCAUAGCUUAUGGGCAUUUUCUUUUUCUUUUUUUCAUCUAGUCGUAGUGCCAUAGUCAUUGUGAAAGAAAUUGGUAGUAUACUGAAUUUGAUAUGAAAUUUUAAGAAUAAAACCUAGUGCACUUAUCCUAACAAUAGUUGGAGAUAGAUGUGCCUUGAAUUUGAAGGGUUUUAAGAAAACUUUUUUUUUUGGAUAUUUCAGAUGUCAUAAAGGUUGUAUAGGAUAACGAAAUGAAAGAAUGUGUAUCCAUCACAUUAUUUUGACUUGUAAAAUAGGAUGAAGCUGUGUCUGUACUAGUGUGUAUAAUGAGUAACGGGAAGAGCUCAUGUGUUUUCGUAUUCACCUUUAAUAUUGUUAAUAUUCAUGAGGAACGCAUUGAUGAGUUUACCCUGCUUGUCAUUUGCAUAGGAAACAUGAAGGUUUUAGAUGGCAUUAAAUAUGUAUCCUCAUCAUAAAUAAGAAUUGUAUUUUUCUUGAGCAGUUUUCAUGACAUUAAUGUUAUCUUGAAAGCAUCUUGACGUUGGCCAUGCAAGAUGUUUAUUUCUUUGAAAUUUUCAGGAUUUAAAUCCAGUAAUCAUAUUGUACAGUUUGUUCCAUCGACAUACUUUUUGUUAUUCUGUGACAAAAUCAUAUAAAAAUCACCUUUUCUAUCUACUUUCAUGUUAUAUUUGAAGACAAGGGUGCUAAUGGCUUGUAAUUUUUCAGCCUCAUUGAUGCAACUUUGUGACCAACUACUGUUAGUUAAGGUGAUCUUGACCCUGAGAGACAUUGUAUUGGUAUUGCACAAUGUUAAAGUAUUGCUACAUGAAGUGGAAUUACUGUACAGUGGGCUUUCCAUAUAUGCACAUUUACACAGAAAUCAGAAAUUAAACAUACAAUAUAUGAAGUGUAAUUAUAAAAUGUAAUUAGUCUCUGUAUUCAGGUAGAAUACAUUUGGAUUAUUUGUUUGUUCACAGAUUCUGUCAAGAGGACCCAAACACAUAUCCAGUUAUGAUGUAGUCAUUUCUAAGAACAGCUUAUAUUGUAAAUUAUUAUUUUUUAUUUAUUUCUCAUUUUUUGAAAUAUAAUGCUGUAUAUAUAUCUAUAUCUUAUAUCUCAGAGGACAAAUGCAUUUUGCAGGCUUGCCAAAGGAGCUGUGAAACUUUGCCAAAUUGUAGUUUCGUAGUGGGAAGCAUAGCAUAUAAAGAGUGAUAUUUGGAUAAAACAGGGUAUAAUCCAUUUUUGUAUAAAUGCCAUACUGAUUUUUGCAGUUGUAAGAAAACUGGAUUUUACUGUAAUUUUUGUAAAUUGUACAGAAGAUUCCUCAGUUUGUAAGAUACAGAAAAAAUAGAGAUCACUUUGGAACAUUGGAGUGAAGAUGAGUUUAUAUAGAGAAGUAGAAUGUGCUUGAAUGAAUUACUAAGAAUUUUCGUUUCCUUUUUGGAUUGCCAACUGUUUUAGAAAUGAGCACAGAUUUUUCAUGUUAAUCACAUGCUAUGACUGUGCUAGUUAGGUUAUCUUAAUUAAAUUUUUUAAAAAUUGUAAUAAUUUUAUAAUUAUUUCCAGUGAGCUUUUAAUAAGAUCUAGGAGACAGUCUCAAUGAUAUAGUGCUAAGAGAUAUUUAAAUUGUUACUAUAGGUAUGAUUAAUUCAGAAAGUUAAUCUUGCCAUCUGCAUCUCCUGUCAAGUGUUCAUCUACAUCUUCUAUAAUCAUCCUCUUUUGCAGUAGUUUCCUUUCAGUCAUCAUGCUGUAAAAGUCAAUGGUAAUAGUUGUUCCAGUCCUUCUUUGGCACUAGCUCUUUAAGGCCUCUCUUGCUUAACAUCAUUUGAAUGCUGGCCUUGAGUUUUUAGUGUAUAAGAAGAAAUAUGUUAUAUUGCAAAGAAAGAAAUAUAUGUGUGGUUCCAUUAUCAUAUUUAGCCUCAAGUGUUAUCUUUGUCCUGUAAAGAGAAGAAUAUAGUAUAAUUGAUAUUAAUAAACAAACAUUAUCUACAAGCACUUAUAUGCAUCUGUAGCAGUUCCAGUAAGCCUGCAAGCACAGGAAAAGUAAUAUAUCAGAAACUGAUUUUUUUUUGUCAUUUUAUUACUUUUGAAUGUAAUGUUUCAAUAUUGUAGUUUUUUCAAUGAGUCAUUUAAAAUUCCUCAUGCUUAGAAGAUUCCAUUUUUGUGUUUCUAACACCUUGUAAGCAUUAUUCUGUCAUUUAGUCUUCUUGAAACAUUGCUGGCCUUAACUUCUAAAUGAACAGCACAGGAUUCAAAAUGAGAGAAAAAAGAAGAGCAAGUUAAGCCUUAUUAUUUAUGUAAAUGUGCAUAUAUGAACAUUAUUCAUGUAUUAAUCUUUUCUCAUUUUACUAUAUUAUUUUUGCUCAUUAAUUGCAUAGUGAUUAAGCUUUGGUGGGGAUUCCUCAAUGUCAAUGACCACCUUGAUUAAUGGUAUCUUUUAUGAAGAUUGAACAUGUAUAUUGUUACUGCAAAGUGAAUGUUAUCAGGAUUUGGAUAUCUAUUUUUUGUCAUAUAAGUUGUCUAAUUGUGGUUAUAUAUGAGAUUAUUUAUUUGCAUAUCAAGCUGUGCCCACAGGGUGAGUGUGUUCAUGGUUCUUUGGCAAUAUGGAUAUAUAUAUUGACCAUUAAAAAAGGUGGCUCACAAGAAAUACAUAUAUAUAUUUUCUUACUGUACUCUGCUGCCUCAAGUAUGAUAGUAUAUCUGUGCAGGCCUGUUGGUAGAUUAGAUACAUAAUGUAAUCUACAAAUUCAGUAGUGAGUCUUAAAAAUGGAUCAUUAAUACUUUUAAGCAAUAGGUAUGUUCUCUGUGUAUUACUAUUCUUCUCCACAUGCUUAAAUCUUUUCAUAGAGUGUAAAUUGAUUGCCCAAAGAAAACUUUCAUAUCCAUAAGAAUCUGCUGUUCAUUUAUCUUAUAUUAAGGAAGAAUUGUAAAUUAUUGCUGCACAUUUUUUGCCUGUAUAGCAGUAGCAAUUUUUUUUUUUCUGGUAUAGGUGUAAGGUUGGCCUUAUGCUUGGGUAAGCUGGUGUCCAAUAUUUUUCAUAUAUUAGUAACACCUGAUCUGAUUUUGAUGAAUAUUUGUAUAAACACAAGAUGCCUAGAAGGCAGAAGAAAUAUGAAUUAGGUUUAGCUCCUGAUAUAUCAGUGUAACCCUGUAACCGGUGGAGAAUACAGUUAUCAGUGCUUCUUCACAAUGCAGAUAUCAGUAAUGUUUUGCACAUGAUAUUGAAAGCCCAACUACUGUAAAGUUGUGCUCUGCGGUACUAUAUGUUCUUGGUGAUUAUCUCUCAUUUGUUAACAGUUGUGUGUAGAUUAGUUUUGAUAUCACAGGUAAACUGUAUUUUAAAAUACAGCUCUCUUCCAUUUGAGAAACUUGGUAAAUAUUUUUAAUAGAGGAAUGUGCAACUCAUUUUUGUACAAAAUAUUUAUUUUCAAUUGUAUAGCACGGAUUUCUGUCUUGUAUAUAACUACUUGCUUUGAACAAGUAACAUUUGUACAAAUACUUUAUGUUAGGAUGAUCAGUUGAGAACAUGAUAAUAGUUUUUAGUUAGUGGUAUAUCGUUUAUCAUUACAUAUGUAAAUUUAUAAAUAGUUUAUAAGGAAUUGGGAGGAUAGUAUUGAGACUGAAUCUUUAUGAAGAGAAAAGAGUCUCUGGCAUAGCUACCCAUAUGGUUCAUCAAGAAACAAAAGAACUGAAGUAAAUGAUACAUGUUUUUGUAAUACUUUCUUAGAAUUUAUGUAUUACUCUUGAUUGAUUUUCAGGUUCAUACUUUUUUUUCUUUUGUGAGUUUGGUUCCAAUAUCAUUUUCCUCUCCUCUCUCCCCUCUCCCCUCCUCUCUCCCUUCCUUUCUCCUCUCUUCUCUUUCUCUUUCUACUUCUACUUCU
Molecule: messenger RNA, 6337 nt
Organism: Penaeus monodon (black tiger shrimp)
Lineage: Eukaryota; Metazoa; Arthropoda; Malacostraca; Decapoda; Penaeidae
Product: OTU domain-containing protein 7B-like
Exons: 8
Coding region: 186-2390 (734 amino acids)
Biological process (GO): protein deubiquitination involved in ubiquitin-dependent protein catabolic process; protein K63-linked deubiquitination; protein K48-linked deubiquitination
Cellular component (GO): nucleus; cytoplasm
Molecular function (GO): cysteine-type deubiquitinase activity; K63-linked polyubiquitin modification-dependent protein binding; DNA binding
Source: RefSeq, a predicted model, not a curated record